CUCACAAGUCCAAGAUAUAUGUAUGUGGCGUUCCCGGUCCUCCGUUCGAACUAAAACACGCCACCGCUCCUUCGCUCUAUCUCUUUAUCUUCUUUCCCACGGUCGUCCUUGCACUUUCCCAACAUACCAUCUGUUUCAAGAUUCAAGAACAUAGAUAGCUCCGUUGGCUGUCAUGGAAGAAAUAUUGUGCGAGGAGGAAGAGCUCGUAAGGGAGCUCCUAGACGACAACUCCCCCUUCGUCCUUGUCCCCACCAGCAGCGAGUCGGAGCUGGAGCCGGAGCGGGAGGUCGUGCCGGAAUUCGGCCAGUCUCUGUCAGGAGUACUCUACUCGGGGCCUACCAUCGAAGACAUUGAGAAUGCGUUAUCGGUAAGUCACCGGAAUCCAUUACUCUGGAGCCGAUCGGGCAGUACCGCCGCUUCGAUUGCUACCAGCAACAGCAGCAUCAAUUACAACAACGUCGUCAGCACCAGCAGCAGCAACACUGCUACCAACACCGGAUUCCGGUCGACAUUCUCGUUCCUGGAGAAAGGGUUGGAGAAGAGCAAGAUGGAGAACAAGUACACGCUCAGGAUCAAAAGCUGCGGAAACGGGAGCGUAGAUGACGGGUACAAAUGGAGGAAAUAUGGCCAGAAAACCAUCAAGAACAGCCCUAAUCCUAGGAGCUACUACAGGUGCACAAACCCACGCUGCAGUGCGAAGAAGCAGGUGGAGAGAUCGCCGGAUGACCCAGAGACUCUUGUCGUCACAUACGAAGGGCUCCACCUCCACUACACCUAUCCCUACCUCCAAUUAAGGCAGCCUUCCUUGGGGCAGCCCACCAAGCGGCCCAGGCUAGGCUCGGCCGACCCCAAGCUUGGCCCACUAGAGGAAUCGCCUUUAAUUCCUGGCCACCACAAUCAACCACCCCAACCACACCCCAACUGCCCUAAUUCCUUUGCAGCCCUCCCCACACCCACACCCUCUUCACCUACUCAACCACCCACAUUGGGUUUGCUCCAAGAUAUUGUUCCACUGGGUAUCAUGAACCCCAUGAAAUCCCCAAACUGCCCUCAAGACAUACUAUCUUCAUCACCACUGAUGCCGCUGCCGUCGUCGCCCUCGUCGCCGUUAUCGUCGCCGUCUCCAUCCACAUCGAUCUUGUCAUCGUUUCCGACCUCAUCUUCUUCAUGUUCUCCUUCCUCAUCAUCUUCUUGGUUCAGCAGUGGCUCCUGUGACAUGGGCAUCCUCUCUACUAAGUGAACUCCAUCUCAUAACAUCACAAGUUUUAUGAUCUGGGCAUUUAUGCAAUGACCAACUAAAAUGCCCGGACAGUCUUGUAAAUUUACUAGACUUAUAUGCUCUACUCUUUUGCCAAGAAGAUAUAUAAGACAACUGAUGUGCUACAAGACAAAGAAACCCCAAGCACUUAGCUGUCUUUCUUCUUUUUGCUCCUUCCUUUUAGGGUUAAAGGCAUGGAAAAGGGAGUGGGUUGGGACCUAGAGGGGGUGCUGUAGCGCCUAUAGCUUCUUGGCUUUCACUUUCAAAGUAAGAAAGACAAGUCAUGUAAUUAUCAACAAGAAGUGUAAUGAAAAGAAAAAGGUCAAGGAACAUUUGGAUGCUUCUUUUUAAAGUUUAUUGAUUCAAACAUCA
This is a messenger RNA of Nymphaea colorata (pocket water lily), 1630 nucleotides long. Its product is annotated as probable WRKY transcription factor 57. The record is from RefSeq and is a predicted model, not a curated record. Gene Ontology annotation, biological process: regulation of DNA-templated transcription. Bases 173 to 1240 code for a protein of 355 amino acids. Gene Ontology annotation, molecular function: DNA-binding transcription factor activity; sequence-specific DNA binding. Lineage: Eukaryota; Viridiplantae; Streptophyta; Magnoliopsida; Nymphaeales; Nymphaeaceae. The transcript has 4 exons.